Callorhinchus milii (elephant shark) is the source of this 2775-nucleotide messenger RNA. It is a transcript of the gene polg2, whose product is annotated as polymerase (DNA directed), gamma 2, accessory subunit. The transcript has 9 exons. NCBI's taxonomy places the organism in Eukaryota, Metazoa, Chordata, Chondrichthyes, Chimaeriformes, Callorhinchidae. The coding region runs from base 252 to 1706 and encodes 484 amino acids. Gene Ontology annotation, cellular component: mitochondrion; cytoplasm. The record is from RefSeq and is a predicted model, not a curated record. Gene Ontology annotation, biological process: mitochondrial DNA replication.
CCGGUGACGGGAAGUGACGUAUUCGAGUUGACGGAAGGCGGCGCGAGCGAGGGGUUUAAACGGCUUUUUUUUUAAAAAAAACGGUAUUUUCGGAGCCGCGACAGGAGGCCCGCGAUCCCCCCCCGCGCUUAUUGUUGAGUAUCUCAUCCUCAUCCGGGGGUAUGGGCGGCAGCUCGUUCUCAGAUCUUUCACAUCAUUAACACAGCAACUGAUGUAAGAAAACUUUGUACCAACUAUACCAAAUCACUUAGAUGUUUAUUUUCACCUUUGUGAAUCCUUCUGCCAGAAUCAUUUACUACCUGCAAACUGCCAUGCCAUUGAUCGUUAGGAAGCAUUCUGUUUGGUCAGUCUUGAAACAGUUGAAGACCUCAAACAUGGUGUUGAAACAUGAUUGGCAGAUCUUUGUAAAUUGGUACCAGUCAAAAAAAUACACCAAGAGUACAUUUAACCCUUCUGGAUUUACAGAUGUGCUGAUUAGCCUUUGCCAGAGUAGACGUUUUAUAAUUGAGGAUAUAAUUACACAAGAAGCUCUUCUCAAUGGCAGUUACAGCUAUGGCCCUUUGGGAAUGGAACUGAAGAAGAACUUGAUCACAAAGUGGUGGGACUCAAUGGUGUUGUCUAAAGAGCGUGUAUUUGGGAUUGAGACGCCUCAACACAUGAUAGGCUCUCUAAAUUCAGAGGAUAAGACAAUGACAUUAGUAGAGACUGAAGUAUUGAGAGCAAUCUUGCGCAACAAGAACCUCAGUAUGAAAGAGACAAUUGCCUCACUAGAAGAAUUAUUGAAGAAGAGUGCAAUAUUACGUUCCAAUCUUCUGGAAGGAGCAUUCCAGCUGUAUGCAAAGUCAUUGAACCUUGUAAACGAGAAGCUACCUUUUGGUUUAGCUGAGGUCGGUGUGUGUUAUCAACCUGUUGCAACUGAACAUGAAACUACAAGCAGUGCUGUCAGAACAGGAGAAGUGGAAGUGGCAUCACUUGUAUGGUUCAGCUCUCCUCGAACUUCAGGACAGUGGCGAGACUACUGGGUGCGUCAGCGGUUACUCUGGUGGAGGAAGUUUGCCAGACAUCCAUCCAGCUUUACAGCCAAUGAUUUCCAGGACGAAAAUGGAAUUAAAGGAACUGCAUUGUAUUUCAGCUUUCCAUGGGGAAAGGAACCAAUUGAAACACUUCUAAGUUUGGAAGAAAAGGAAGUUGUGCUCAAACAUCUGGGGAGCAAAUCAGAGUUACAAGGCCGAGAUGGCAGGAAGACUGUCGUUCCACAUGUUUUGUCAGUGAGUGGGAAUCUAGAUCGAGGAGUGAUGGCUUAUUUGACUGAUUCACUGCACUUGUCUGAACAAAUUGAUUCAAAAUGUAGUUGUAACCAAAAGCAAGUUCUAAAGCUGCAUCCGUUUCUUGUGCCAAUUAAAGUGGCUUUGGACGUAGGGAGGGGAUCCACAGGAGAACUGCGUCAAGUAUGUGAGGGGCUAUUCCGACAGAUGUUGGAAAAAAGAAUCAAUACGUGGCCUGGCUAUCUGGAAACUGCGCAAGUAUCAAUGGAACAGCUGUUCACAAAGUAUGAUGAGAUGGGUGUGAUUUUCACCAUUGUCAUCAACGAAAGCACUUUAGAAAGUGGCUUAGUACAGCUAAGGAACCGUGAUACUACAAUGAAGGAAACGAUGCACAUCUCAGAAGUAAUAGAAUUUCUCACCAAGUACAUUCAGGAGUCUUGAAAAUUGACCAUCGAUAAAUAGUUCACAUUAGUUUCAUAUUUGUGUGUGUGUUGCCUGAAGAAAUAUGAAUGUGCACUUGUUAACGGUGGGGGUGAAAUUAAUACUGAGCAGGUAAACUUUUGGAACAGAGCUGAGUAAGUGGUACUGGCCUGCUGGGUCAAUAAUUGCAUGCUCAUAUAAGCUGAGUUGUGUUGCUGUUUGUGUAUACUUUUGCUGACUACCUCAAUGUUCUAUGUUAUUGAUUCUGUGCAGAUCUUGCACUGCAUGUAGGAAUUGGUUGUAUAAUCACGUGCCCCACUACUACAUGGAAUUAAUGAUCAGUGAAUUAUGAUUACCAGACCAAGUAUGAAUUUAAAUAUGUAAUCCUGAAAAUCAUCUAAUCAACAGUGAAAACUGCUCUUAAAACUUUUUUUAAAAUCAGAUUUGCAACAUUAUUUUCAACAACAUUUGAUUUCCAUCUCUAUUAUUUCAGAUCUGAAUUUAAUUCAUAUUUUACUAUCAAUGAUAUUUUUUGAAGUGAUUUAAGAUGUUACUGCUGCUGUAUCUUUGCAAUUAUGAUAGAACGAGGUUCUACCAUAAAAUGAUGUUGGAACAAUUUUUUUCGGUCUUGCAUUGUUCUCCAGAAACAAAGAAUGAAUAACAAAAUGUUUUGAAUCUGGAAUGAGGUAAACAGAAACUGCAAAACAUAUCGUAUAUACUAAUGAAGUUUGAAAAGGAAAAAAACAGUUUGGGUUUAACAGUACUUUACUUCACAGACAACAGCAGACUUCAAUCUAUUUGGUGGUCUAUCAACCAAGAGUGUAAGUUGCUAUUCUGAGGAGACUGGAAUGAUUGACUUCGUUGACCUAAUUUAGAACUUGCUGUUUAGAAUUUGUUCAAACUCAUUCAGCUAAAACCACACUCUUUACCCUCUGUGGCUUCACCUGUGUUGUUUACUUGUAAUAAGAGGUCAGCCAUUAACCCGUGUGAAAGGCACUAUAUAAAUGCAAAUUGUUGUUUUGCUGUAAAACUAUUGGUGUGAACUACAGUAAACUUCUGAUAACUCGUCACUCCAAGGGAAAGGAGCGAC